Corylus avellana is the source of this 2335-nucleotide messenger RNA. RefSeq names its product Protein kinase superfamily protein (gene ACDO1). Lineage: Eukaryota; Viridiplantae; Streptophyta; Magnoliopsida; Fagales; Betulaceae. Gene Ontology annotation, molecular function: protein kinase activity; ATP binding. Gene Ontology annotation, biological process: protein phosphorylation. The record is from RefSeq and is a predicted model, not a curated record.
CACUCUAGAAACUGCUUUUUCUGAAGCUGCUGCUGAUCUCUCUUAACCGCUUCCCUCCACCACCACCGCCUUCUUUCUCUCUAAUGUACCUCUAGGGCUUCACUUCUUGCUCAACAACAAUGGAUUUCAUCUCUACAAACUAUGCCAACGCAGUUCCUUUCUCUACUGACCACAAAUACGCGCCAUCUCAAGCUCCUUUCCAUGCCGCGGUGCUGAAAAGGAGCAAGAAGAGAUCGUUGCCUGUGCGAGUCUCCAAUUUUGCGGCAGCGGCUUCGGAAGCCGGGGGUUUGGUUAAUGGCGCCACGGUGAGGAGGAGCUUAGCAGCGACGAGAGAGAACGAGGCCCGGGCCUUGCAAUUGGGCAAGUCCAGCAGUGCCUUGGAGCAGCUCGACAUCGAGCGUGGCGUUUGCGUGCCAUUUCGCAAGUACUCUCCCGAGACAGUGAGAAAUAAGGUAUUGGAAUCCAGAGGGGCUGUUUUGUCGCUAAUUUCUCGAGGUGUGGAGAUAGUGUGGAAUUUGGGGUUUUACUGGUCUUCGUUGAUGUAUGAUUGCUUUGUUGGAAGAGAUGAAGAAGUUGUUCCUUAUCGUGCUCGGCAGCUUAGGACUCUCCUGUGUGAUUUGGGACCUUCUUUUAUCAAAGCAGGCCAGGUUCUUGCAAAUAGACCUGAUAUCAUUAGAGAAGAUUAUAUGAAUGAACUUUGCAUUCUUCAAGAUGAUGUUCCUCCUUUCCCCAAUAAGGUCGCUUUCAACAUCAUAGAAGAGGAAUUGGGCCAACCACUUGAAGCUGUUUUCAGUAAAAUUUCGUCGCAGACAAUAGCAGCUGCAAGUUUGGGUCAAGUGUACCGAGCUACUUUACGUGCCUCUGGAGAGGAUGUGGCUAUUAAGGUCCAAAGACCCCAGAUAGAGCCUCUAAUUUAUCGGGAUCUUUUUCUAUUUCGUACUCUUGCUUCAUUUUUGAACGGCAUCAGUCUACAAAAACUAGGGUGCAAUGCAGAGCUGAUAGUUGAUGAAUUUGGCGAAAAGCUUUUGGAGGAGCUUGAUUACACACUGGAAGCCCGUAACAUUGAAGAUUUUCUUGAGAACUUCAAGGACGAUCCAACUGUCAAAAUUCCUCGGGUUUACAAGCAACUUUCAGGGUCACGUGUUCUUGUAAUGGAGUGGAUUGAUGGCAUCCGGUGCACUAAUCCACAGGCUAUUAAGGAAGGUGGCAUCGAUGUAAAUGGAUUUUUAACAGUUGGAGUUAGUGCCGCUUUGCGGCAAUUGCUUGAAUUUGGGUUAUUUCAUGGAGAUCCACACCCUGGAAAUAUUUUUGCCAUGCGUGAUGGACGUAUUGCAUAUGUGGACUUUGGGAAUGUUGCAGUGCUUAGUCAGCAAAAUAAACAGAUCUUGAUUGAUGCUGUUGUCCAUGCUGUAAAUGAGGACUAUGUUGAGAUGGCAAAUGAUUUCACCAGGCUUGGCUUCCUGACUCCUGGGACUGAUGUCUCUCCCAUAAUCCCAGCUUUAGAAGCAAUCUGGCAGAACUCUUCUGGAAAAGGACUCUCUGAUUUUAAUUUUCGAAGUGUUACUGGGAAAUUUAAUCAAUUGGUUUACAAUUAUCCGAUCCGUAUCCCAGAGAGGUUUUCACUUGUCAUCCGUUCCUUAUUGACUCAAGAGGGAAUCUGUUUCACUCUACAGCGGGACUUCAAAUUUCUAGAGGUUGCCUAUCCAUAUGUGGCAAAGCGCCUCUUAACAGACCCAAAUCCUGCUCUUCGUGAACGCCUCAUACAGGUUCUGUUCAAAGAUGGUGUUUUCCAGUGGAAACGGCUUGAAAACCUUAUUGUUCUUGCUAAGGAAAAUGUUGCCAAGAUGAGCAGCAACCCGGCAUUGCAAGUAAAGCAAAAGAAAAGUUCAAGAGACUGGCAAUUUGAAAAAAAACUAGACCUCACAGAUACAAUCAAAGAUGGAGCUCGCCUUUUCCUUGUUGAUGAAGGAAUUCGUAGAAAGCUUCUUCUUGCUUUGACUGAAGACUCGAAGCUUCACAUUCAGGAGCUUGUGGAUGUUUAUAGACUGGUGGAAGGCGAUAUAGACAUACCUUCAGUAGCUGUGGAAGUAGUACGAGACUUUCCAGCUGUUGUUCGGGAUGUCAUACUCUCCUGGAGUCAAUCAGUUUUAGCUGACAGGUGAUUUAAAGCUUUUGGCUUGCUGCAUAACAAAAAGAACCUUGUUUCAUACCAGAUGAGUAUCAUACAAUGUCGACUUUUACAUCAUUCUUUAUGUAGGUAGUAGAGCUUGUUGUUACAAGUUGUAAAGGCCAAGGAAAUGUUAUUAUAAGAAAAAAGAAAAAUUCAUAUUGCUUC